Dermochelys coriacea (leatherback sea turtle) is the source of this 1336-nucleotide messenger RNA. RefSeq names its product keratin, type I cytoskeletal 42-like. The coding region runs from base 266 to 1165 and encodes 299 amino acids. The transcript is spliced from 8 exons. The record is from RefSeq and is a predicted model, not a curated record. Gene Ontology annotation, molecular function: structural molecule activity. Lineage: Eukaryota; Metazoa; Chordata; Testudines; Dermochelyidae.
CCUGGCAUUGGCUCCCCCUUUGCCUCCAGGAAUGGCCCCGUGUUGUUACAGGGACUGGAUUUCAGGGGCUGCCCUGUGGGGGCUUGGUGAGCCAUCCUUUAAAGCACACGAGCCCUUAUAUUAGGAAGCUAAUCUUCCCAUUGUGACCCUGGUGUGGCUGGUGCAGAGAUACCAGCCUGAGCUGUGUUUGGCCUCAGCCAAUAGCUCUGAGUGGUGUGAACUGUUCCUGUUCUUCUCAGAGGGGUGUUUACCCUGAACCCUAAUAAUGAUCCAGGCUGUGUCAACGAGCAAUGCCCAGCUGAUCCUGCAGAUUGAUAAUGCCACGCGAGCUGCUGACGACUUCAGAGUGAAGUUUGAAUCGGAGCUGGCCACCCGUCUGGGCGGGGAGAGCGACGUCGCUGGCUUGCGCAAAGUCCUGGACGAGCUGACCCUGAGCAGAGCCAGCCCACAGGAGGAGCUGGAAAGCCUGCAGGAGGAGCUGGCUCAACUCCAGAAGAAUCACAGGGAGGAAGUGGUUGCUCUCCAAGGCCGCCUGGGUGGCUCCGUCAGUGUGGAGGUAGAUUCUGCUCCCGGUGUCGGCUUGGUGAAAACCCUGGCAGAGAUCCGGGACCAAUACGAGGACGUCAUUGAGAGGAACUGCACAGAGGCUGCGGCCUGGCACAAGGAGCAGUGUGAGACGGUCACUCAGGAGGUGGCUAUCAGCGCAAAAGCUGUCCAGGGUGCCAGGAUGAAGAUCACGGAGCUCAGGCGCAUAGUCCAGGGCCUGGAGAUUGAGCUGCAGUCACUCUGCAGCAUGAAAGAGGCUCUGGAGGGCACGCUGGCUGAGACCCAGGCUGGCUCCGGGGGCGAGCUGGCGCAGCUGCGGGGGCGUGUCGCUCGGAAGGAGGCCGAGCUGGCGCAGCUGAGAACUGGCACCCAGCGCCAGGCUGAGGAGCACCAGCAGCUGCUGGAUCUGAAGACCAGGCUGGAGAUGGAAAUUGCCACCUACCGGCGCCUCAUGAAGGGUGACGAUGUCAGAUCUGGCACCAAGUCACCUGUGAGACAGACACCCCUAGAGGCUGCUAACAGAUCCCCCACCUCCAGGAGGGUGAAGACUGUGAUCAAGGAGCUCCUGGAUGGCAGGGUGGUGUUUUCCCACACGGAGGAGGUGGAGCAUCCCCUCUGAGGCAUGCUGGGAUUGGGGAAGAAAGGGAUAUCCCUCCCCACAAAUCAGGCCCCAGCUGCCCCAGCCCCCUGAUUUUCUGCUUGGUCUUCUGUGGCUUUGGGUUCCAAUAAAGCAAGUGGCACAGCGUGGGCUCAAGACGGGGCUGUUGUGUGGGGCUUUCUGGGGUGGGGC